CACGGGGUAGUGGUACUAUUUGGGCUACAAAAAAACAUUUAUUACAAAUGUCUUGUUAACGGAAUGGAAUAGCUAAUAGAGAAACCUCUAGUCCUCUCCACUGCCUGCUCAAUCUCUUUUGGCAAUGGCGCCCAUUGAUCCCCAUUCCUUCACCGACUCCGCCCACCCUCUCACCACUCACGUCUCCCUUACUCUCUACUUCGACUUCCCGUCCUCCACCAUCUCCGCCGCCACGCUUCUCUCUCUCGCCGCCCCUUAUUCCGGACCCCUCACCCUCGACACCCGCUCCCUUUCCGUCUCCGCCGUCCUCGACCCGCUCUCCCUUUCUCGGAUUCCAUUCUCCCUCUCCCCUUCGCCGCCUGACUCUGUCCUCGGCCAAUCUCUCAACUUCUCGCUCUCCAACCAAUCGCAGGUUCUGAUUCUCUCGGAAACCGCCCCCUCCAGCUCCGCCCUUCAGUGGCUGUCUCCUCCCCAGACGUUUAACAAAUCCCACCCUUUUGUUUACACGCAAUGCCAGUCCAUCCACGCCAGGUCCAUUUUCCCUUGCCAGGACACUCCGGCCGCGAGAAUCAAAUACUCCGCGAAAUUGAACAUCCCGCGCCAGCUGUCCGCCGUGAUGUCCGCGAAGCACGUGGAGAGACGGCCGCCCUCACCGGCAGAGGCAGGAGGAGUGUGUGAGGACGCGAUUUGGUGCGCAGAUGAUCGGGUCGUGGAGGAAUUUGUGAUGGAGCAGCCCAUUCCACCAUAUUUGUUUGCUUUCGCAGUUGGGGAAUUAGGGUUCAGGGAGGUUGGGCCAAGAACUAGGGUAUACUCAGAGGCAGCAAGUGAGUUGCUGGAUGCUGCCGCCAAAGAGUUCUCCCACACUGAGGAGAUGAUCAGGGUGGGAGAGAGGCUUUUCGGGCCGUAUGAUUGGGAGAGGUUUGAUUUGUUGGUGUUGCCUCCGAGUUUUCCGUACGGAGGAAUGGAGAAUCCGAGGAUGGUCUUCUUGACACCCACUGUUAUCAAGGGAGAUGCUAGUGGGGCACAGGUGGUGGCUCAUGAACUUGCCCAUAGCUGGACUGGAAAUUUGAUCACUAAUAAGAACAACAAUCACUUUUGGCUGAAUGAGGGGUUUACAACAUAUGCAGAGCGGAGGAUUGUGGAGGUAGUUCAAGGAGAUGACAAGGCAGCACUAAAUAUCGGUAUUGGGUGGAGGGGACUCAUCGAGGAAAUGGAAAGGUUUAAGGAUAACUUGGAGUUCACAAAGCUGAAAACCAACCAGGCAGGAGUUGACCCUGAUACAAUAUAUUCUCAAGUCCCAUACGAGAAAGGCUUCCAGUUCUUGUGGCGGAUUGAGAGACAGGUUGGAAGACCUGCUUUUGAUGAAUUCCUUAAAAAGUACAUUGCCACCUUCAAGUUUCAGUCAAUAGACACUGAUAUGUUUCUUGAUUUCCUGAAAGCAAAUAUCUCUGGAAUAGAGGAUGUGAUUGAUUUGAAGAUGUGGACUGAGGGUACGGGCAUACCCCCGGAUGCUAUGGAACCAGUCUCCGAGAUAUACUCGAAGAUUGUUUCUCUGGCUAAUGAAUUCAAACUAGGUAGGUUGCCAAGGGAGGAUGAAGUUGCUGACUGGCAGGGACAGGAAUGGGAGCUUUACCUCGACAACUUACCAAAAUCUGUUGAAGCUUCACAGGUGAGGGCUUUGGAUGCUAGUUAUCGGCUUUCAGAAUCAAGAAACCAUGAUGUGAGGGUUGGGUUUCUUAAGCUGGCAAUCUCAGCAAGGUGCAGAGAAUAUUACGGCAAGGUGGAGAAGACUCUGAAGGAAGUAGGGAGGAUGUUGUACCUUCGCCCGCUCUACACUGCAUUGGUGCAAUGCGGGGGAAAGGGAGACGAAGAAGAUAAGGUUUUUGCCACAAGGGUGUUUUCAGAGGCCUGUGAUAGUUAUCAUCCCAUAGCUAAGGGAGUUGUUGAGGCAAUUCUUGCUAAGUUUGUGGUAUGAUUUCUCAUCUGUGGAUUAUUGUUUCUUGUAAUACUCUUUCCCUCUGCCCCAAUUGAAAAUGUGUCCGGUUUGAUCAGGCGCAUUUUUUUAUAUUGAAGUUAACAUCUUAUGUUUGUGGGAUAGAGGAAUUAAUAUAUAUAACUUCUGCAGUUUUAUGGUUAUGGAU
This is a messenger RNA of Cuscuta campestris, 2141 nucleotides long. Lineage: Eukaryota; Viridiplantae; Streptophyta; Magnoliopsida; Solanales; Convolvulaceae. The record is from the annotation of a GenBank genome assembly.